CACACGGGGAUCCAGUGAGGAAGAACACAGGAAACGACCCAUUGGAUAUCGAGUCUCUUCCUUCUUCACUUGCUUUUAAAUCGUAGCUUCGUAAUUAAACUCGUAAUUUAAACAGCUCCAGUGGAUCUGAUCAGAACGAGACAACAGCCAUGCUUAUUAAAGUGAAGACGCUCACUGGGAAGGAGAUAGAGAUCGACAUCGAGCCCACAGACAAGGUGGAGCGGAUCAAAGAGAGGGUGGAGGAGAAGGAAGGGAUUCCCCCCCAACAGCAGAGGUUGAUCUACAGCGGGAAACAGAUGAACGAUGAGAAAACAGCUGCAGACUAUAAGAUCCAGGGCGGCUCUGUUCUCCAUUUGGUCCUAGCGCUGCGAGGAGGACGGGCGCUCCAAUCUCCCAGAAGCCUUCACACCAAGCCAGCCUUGUAGCCAUCACCACAAUGAACCCUGCCUUAGCUUUUGCAAUGCCUACCCUGAGAGGAGACACUGAAGACACACAGCCGGGGGGGUCAGAGGGUCACCUGGUGGCACUGGGGGGCAACACAGCGCCAGUAUAUGAGGUUCUGUUUGUGGUAGCCCCUUCGUUCAGUCAGAAAUGUGUUGGCUACAAAUGUUUCACUCACUCACAAGCUGUGGAUUAGAUUCACAACCCAAGAGUGUAUUUGUCUGCUCUGGAAAACUGGUGGCUUUGUUUUAUUUCUACAGAAGCAGGCGAAGCACUCAGUUUUAAAUUUGCAUCCGCGGAAAAUCGCAAACAUUCUUAGACGUCACUCCCCAAACGUGUCAGAUUUCUUUAUUCCCUGGGAAAUCAGGGAAAAGUUUAAAAAAUGCCUUAUCCUAUAAUAUUGUGGAACAUCUGUAGAAAAAGUAUUCGUGUUUUUUGUGUAGUCCUGCUGACUCACAAGAUAACAACCAACAGACAGGGGUGAAAACGAAACAGUAGAAUAAAGGUGCUGCAGGGAAACCCCCACUUGUAUCACAGUCUUAGGUUUACUUGUUCUGCUUCAUCAAUUAUUUAUUAAAUUUUCUACAAAUUGCCGAAACACAACUAACACAACAUAAUCUAAAGCUCCUGAAUCAAAAGUGAUUUUCUCCUAGGAACCAACCAUGUAGCUCUUUCAGAUCGGUGAAGGCUGGUAACGUUAUGUUUCAAAGAAUAGUUUGACGUUUUGGGGAAAUACAAAAAUCAAAGUUGACAGAUUCAUGUGGAUUUUAUUUGAGUUUUCGUGCUGAUUUCACACUUUUACUGCUGUGAGAAGUGGAGGAGUCUGGUUCUGUGUGACAGUGGCUUCAGAUGCUGCUCCGCUGUUCAGAGAGCAACGCUGACCUCUGGGAUCGUUUGUGUGUUUGCUCCGCCCCUCGUACACAGCUGUGUGAAACUGCUGUGGAUGUGAGUGGAAUAAAAGGAUUUUAAUGCUACAAA
This is a messenger RNA of Limanda limanda (common dab), 1419 nucleotides long. It is a transcript of the gene nedd8, whose product is annotated as NEDD8 ubiquitin like modifier. The transcript is spliced from 4 exons. Gene Ontology annotation, biological process: modification-dependent protein catabolic process; regulation of proteolysis; protein neddylation. The record is from RefSeq and is a predicted model, not a curated record. Gene Ontology annotation, cellular component: nucleus; cytoplasm. Gene Ontology annotation, molecular function: protein tag activity; ubiquitin protein ligase binding. Lineage: Eukaryota; Metazoa; Chordata; Actinopteri; Pleuronectiformes; Pleuronectidae. Bases 150 to 425 code for a protein of 91 amino acids.